CCGUAGCCUCGGCGUUGGCGUCGGCGGCGGCGGAGGAGGAGGAGGAAGAAGAGGAGGAGGCCCGGGCCGGAGGACACGGGGCGGCGCGCCUCUCACCGGGCCCCGACCCACACCGGAGGCGCCAACACCGGCGGGGGACUCCAUGGAUUCCUUCUGGCAACCAAAGUCAGAAGAUGAGCAAUCAGUAGUCAGCAGGAUGCAGAAGAAGUACUGGAAAACCAAGCAGGUCCUAAUCAAAGCAACGGGAAAGAAAGAGGAUGAACAUGUGGUGGCAUCGGAUGCAGAACUGGAUGCCAAACUAGAGGUUUUUCACUCUAUUCAAGAAACUUGCACGGAACUCCUAAAGAUUGUUGAGAAGUACCAGCAGAGACUCAAUGCCCUUUCCGAGGAGGAAAACGAACUGGGGUUUUUUUUAAAGUUUCAAGCAGAGCAGGAUGGAACUCAAGCAAGGAAAAUGAUGGAUGCCACUGGGAAGACUCUUUGUUCCUCUGCCAAGCAAAGGUUAGCCCUGUACACUCCACUGACUCGCCUGGAGCAAGAAGUGGCAACAUUCAGUCAGAGGGCUGUGUCGGACACCUUGGUCACAAUCAACCGGAUGGAGCAAGCUCGCACAGAAUACAGGGGGGCCUUGCUGUGGAUGAAGGAUGUCUCUCAAGAACUGGACCCGGACACCUACAAACAACUGGAGAAAUUCCGAAAAGUGCAGAUCGAGGUGAGAAACACCAAAACCCAGUUUGACAAGUUAAAGAUGGAUGUUUGUCAGAAGGUGGACCUGCUUGGUGCGAGUCGCUGCAAUAUGUUAUCGCAUUCUCUCACGGCCUACCAGAGAACUCUCCUGGGAUUCUGGGAAAAAACGGCUCGAAUGAUGUCCCGAAUUCAUGAGGAAUUUACAGAAGUCCAUCCAUAUGACUUUGUUGUGCUCAAGAGACUUCAUGAGCCCCCAGCUCAACUUGCUGAAGAACAGAAAGAGGACAAAAUAGGAAACGAUUCUCUUCCUGAAAACUUUGAGGAGCUAAUUGUGUUGGAUGAAGAAUCCCCUGUGAGUUUGGGUACUGAUCGAGUACCUGAAGACCACAAAGAAAGCCUUUUUCAAAUGAGUGAAUUUGGAGCAUCGCAGCUUUCUGGCCCUGAAAAUGUGAACUCGAGUCUCCACCCUCGACUCUCUCCCGUGCCGCCGCUGCCCGGCGCAGUUGUAAAAGACCUGCUUGCGGAUUCGCUGGAAGGAAAAGAUUUUGAAAAGGAGUUCUCCUUCCUGAGCCCCAGUUCCUCAGGACCUGGAGAGUCCACUCAGGAAUGCCAGACUGCAUUUGGUCAGCCCGGGUCCAGCUUCCCAACACAGGUGGCUUCCUCAGAGUCAGAGGCGCUCGCAAAUUUGCCCGGAUUCCUCCCUUCACAACUCCUUGACCUGGGUCGCCAGACGGCUGGCGGUUUCAAGACCCCAGAAGCCAGCAACCGAGACAUGUCAGCCUGGUUCAAUCUGUUUGCUGACCUGGAUCCCCUUUCAAACCCAGAUGCUAUUGGACACUCGGAUGACGAACUCCUAAACGCUUGACUGGAGUUUCUAAGUAGACAGUCGUUUAUAUUGUGCCGACAAUGGCCGUGAGACACUGACCUCUCUAUCAUCUUGCUUUCCUGGCAGAGUUCAGAUUGUAACCCAGACCCAAAGUGUGGCAUGUGAGAUUGUGAUACUGCUUGAGCUCCCUACUCUCCAGAUGGAAAAGGCCUGGUCAAGACCACUGGGAAGAAGCUGUCCCGUCUUUAACGCAGUUGUUUCGUGACUGUUGUCAGUAUUGUGUGGAAAACCUAUUAAGCUAUUUUGAAUCACUUGAGUUUCUCAAUUCUUAAAGUUCCUGAACAGAA
Molecule: messenger RNA, 1860 nt
Organism: Ornithorhynchus anatinus (platypus)
Lineage: Eukaryota; Metazoa; Chordata; Mammalia; Monotremata; Ornithorhynchidae
Gene: ICA1L
Product: islet cell autoantigen 1 like
Exons: 13
Coding region: 143-1552 (469 amino acids)
Biological process (GO): regulation of transport
Cellular component (GO): Golgi apparatus
Molecular function (GO): protein domain specific binding
Source: RefSeq, a predicted model, not a curated record